This is a messenger RNA of Fraxinus pennsylvanica, 1038 nucleotides long. NCBI's taxonomy places the organism in Eukaryota, Viridiplantae, Streptophyta, Magnoliopsida, Lamiales, Oleaceae. The record is from the annotation of a GenBank genome assembly.
AUGGAGGGCGGUGGCGGUUCCAGUAUGAUGUCUUUUGGAGAAAACAGUAACAGGCUGUGUCCAUCGAUGAUGAUGCCGCCAUUGCCUUCUCACCCUAAUCCUCAAGAAACCAGCAGCAAUACGCUAUUUCUUCCUCUUCCUCUCCCCAGCAACAUUCAAGACCUAAAUCGACAUAAUAGCGGCGGUGGCGGCUCUACCAUGAUGAUGGAAGAAAGUUACACCAACACAAGCACUGGGUAUUAUCUUACGGAGAGCAAUAGCGACAACGAUGGAGGAAACUAUGCUGUUAAAGCAAAGAUCAUGGCUCAUCCUCAUUACCACCGUCUCUUGGCUGCCUACGUUAAUUGUCAAAAGAUAGGAGCUCCACCGGAAGUAGUGGCAAGACUUGAGGAAGCAUGCGCGUCAGCCGCCGCAAUGGGCCGCCAAUCAAGCAGUGUGGGUGAAGAUCCAGCGCUCGACCAAUUUAUGGAGGCGUACUGUGAAAUGUUAACGAAGUACGAACAAGAACUUUCAAAACCCUUCAAGGAAGCCGUGCUCUUUCUAUCAAGAAUUGAGUGCCAGUUCAAAGCUCUCUCUCUCUCCUCUGAUACUGUGGCCUAUGGCGAUGGAGCUGAUAUGAAUGGAUCAUCUGGAGAAGAGAUUGAUGUGAAUAACAGUGUCAUAGAUCCUCAAGCCGGAGAUGGGGAACUGAAAGGUCAGCUCUUACGUAAAUACAGUGGAUAUUUGGGCAGCCUAAAGCAGGAAUUUAUGAAGAAAAGAAAGAAAGGAAAGCUACCAAAAGAAGCCAGGCAACAACUGUUAGACUGGUGGAGCAGGCAUUAUAAAUGGCCAUAUCCCUCGGAAUCCCAAAAACUAGCUCUGGCUGAAUCAACAGGUCUGGACCAGAAGCAAAUAAAUAAUUGGUUCAUCAACCAAAGGAAACGGCACUGGAAGCCUUCAGAAGAUAUGCAGUUUGUGGUGAUGGACGCUGCAAAUCCCCACUACUACAUGGACAAUGCUUUUCCGAUGGACAUGUCCAUCUCACGAACGCUUCUCUGA